Messenger RNA from Coffea arabica (coffee), 2985 nucleotides. The record is from RefSeq and is a predicted model, not a curated record. NCBI's taxonomy places the organism in Eukaryota, Viridiplantae, Streptophyta, Magnoliopsida, Gentianales, Rubiaceae.
CUUCCUUUUCCUUUCUCUUCCUUGGUCCUCCUCUCCCAUCUUCUCCUCGCUUCAGCUGUCGUCCCCCUCCGCGUCCUCCUCCUCCUCUAUCUCUCUUAUCUCCAUUUAACGUCUAAACCUCUUCUUUAUUCUCUCUUCCUAUUCCAUCAAGCGCUUAAUCAAUAAGCAUAUAUUUGCAUGUUCUUUCAAAGAAUACUCACACGGGAAUACUCACAUGGGUUAGGGUAGCAGCAGAUGUAAAAGAUCUGCUCUUGGAGCUGGGAUUUUGAGUAUUUUCCUCCUCAAGCCGGACUUCGCCUCCUCUUAUUCCUCUUGUUGUUAUCUUUUCAGCUCAGCAACAUUCCAUUUUUUGAUCUCUCUUUUCCGGGCUCUACUUUAGGGUUAGCCUCCACCCAAGUAUUCCUGUCUAGCAAAGCUGAUAUUUUUCUCUCUCUCUCUCUUGUUCCUUCCCUUUUUUUUUUUGCCCCCUCCCCUUCCCCUUUCUCCGGAUAUAUGGAUCCUUUUCAUGGGGUUUUUGGGUUCACAGAUACCUACCUAUCUACAUCUACAUGACCAUAUAUCUCUAAUUUGCACAAAUUCAUAAUCUCAGCCGUCACUAUCUUGCAACUACUCGCACUCUUUCCUAAAAAGAUUUCAUCUUUUACAUCUCUACACUCAGCUUAGGCCGAGUUGUUCUGGUGUUGUUAUCAAAUGUCGACGGUGGAUGACAAAGAGGAUCAAAUAUCAGAGUCAAUCAAGAAAGAGCAUCCUGAUCACAAAUCCAGUGUUCUUGGAGAUCAUGGGGAGCUUUGGAUAAAGCUCAAGAUCAAUCCUUCUUCCGACGAAGACGGUGAUGAAGAAGAAGAAGAAGAUUUUGAAAAGGAUCAGCCGGAGCGGCCCCCACAAAGCAAGACCAAGAGCAAUAGUAAUACUAGAAUUUGUCAGGUGUGUAGCAAGGUGUUUGGAUCAGGUAAAGCAUUGGGUGGUCACAUGAGGAUUCACUUCCAAACCAACAAAGACGUGAUUUUUAGGAAAAAGUUGAUCAAAUGCAGCCAGCAGGAACCUUUAAUCAAGCUGAAGAAGAAAAGGAAACGACAAGCGUACGCAGCAGCUGCAGCAGCAGAUUUUGCCAAGAACAAGGAUCUUUGGAAAAUCAAGUCAUCUUCCAGUGAUCAUGAUAGUGCUGUCGCCGGUUUCAACAAGAACAAUACUAAUCCCACUUGUUCUAUCUGUGGUAAGAAUUUUCCUUCGAUGAAGUCAUUGUUUGGGCACAUGAGAUGUCAUCCCGAUAGGGAAUGGAGAGGGAUUCAACCGCCAUCUUGGGCCGCCGUCAAGCCAAGCCCAUCGUCUUCCGUUUCGGACGCUGAGCCUCAAAAGACUGAUGUAGAUGAUGAUGAUUAUCAACACCAUCAGGUGGAUUCAGCUGAUGGUGACGGCGAUCAAACGGUUGAUUUAACCAAGACGUUGGGUGGUUGGUCGGUAACUGCCAAGAGGGGCCGUAAGGCCAUUGUGGAGAAUAUUGAAGAAGAUGAGGGGAUGCGUGAUGCUGUUUAUCAUCUUAUGAGUUUAGCCCAAGGGGGGGAUUCUUCAUCUGAUGUUAAGCUGCAAGUCAAGAAUAGGCAUAAAUUUGAGGAAUUUGAGGCAACUAAUAGCAAUUCCCUUGCCUACAAGUCUGAAAAUGACGAGGACCUCAUGACCAAGAGUGCUCCGGGGUCGAAGAAGAAAAGAAAAAAAGAGUCUUCAGCUGAUCAUCCCGUGAAAGAGCUCAGAAAUGAAGGUAGGAAACUUGAUGGCAUUCAUUUGGAUUAUAUGAUUAAUAUGGGCGAGAACAGUGCUGAAGCUGUGAAAGAAACUGACCUUUUUGCUGGAAAGUUAGCUAAUUUAGACUGUCAGUGGGAGGAGGAAAAUACUUGGCCUAAGGAGCCUAAGGACUAUUACGCAGACAAGGAUUGCUCGGACAGCGAGAACACCUUAGACGACCGGCUGUUGAUCGAUCGCAAAAAUGAUGAGAGAAGUAAUGGGAACGUGAUUGCUGUCAAGAGCAGGAAGAAGAGGAAAAGGAUGAAGCUGAGGGAUCUUGAUCAGUUUAACCCGGUUUUGACAUUGACAACAUCUCUUGAGAAAUACAGGUGCACCACUUGUGACAAGUGCUUCCCCACUCACCAGGCUUUGGGAGGACACAGGUCCAGCCAUAACAAAUUCAGGAUGGUCAUCCAAAAUUCCUAUGGUGAGUCCACAUUUGCAGCUGCAACUGAUGAAUAUGGAACUCUUGGCAAUUAUACCCCAAACCCAGGGGUGGAUGAAAGCAAAGAAAGUGAUGAAGGGGCAGCUAGCUCACAUGAAUGCAGGAUUGGCAACAAGAAAUUUCUCACAGGUCAGGCCCUUGGAGGUCACAAAAGAUGUCACUGGCCAGCUGCGGGUCAAAUGGAAGGUCCAUCAAGCCAGGUUACUUCAGCUGGUGAAGUAAGCGGCACCGAUCGUAGAGUAAUGGAAUUUGACCUCAAUGAGGUGCCCCCAUUGGAGGAAGAUGCUGGUGUUGAGUGUGAUCAUGCUGCCGGAUAUGGCUGUGCCUCUUCGUCUUUUAACUCGGUCGAAUUUCAGGGCUUGUGUGCCUAAGGUUGUAGGACAUAACAAGGUCGGGACCUGGGGACUUUGGCAACUGAGAGGUCAGUGCUGCAUAAUUUGGUAGUUGGCGGUAUAGUUGGGUUAUGUUUGAUUGAUCUAGAUUUAUUUCUUCCGAUAACGCAGGCGGGACUAUUGUGGUAGUGACCAUUUUGGUUGUUUCUUGUUUUCUGUGAUGGGGUCUUCAGUCUUGGAGACUUUCGUCUUUAGUGUCUUUCUGCACCUUGAGAAAGCAGAAUAGUCCAACUAAGCUAGCUCGCCAAGAAGGAAAGAAAGCGAAAAGGUUUUCCUUUCUGUUUUCUUGGUAAUUGGUAUGAUGGUGCUAGGGGCUGCUUACUUUUCAACUGUGAAGCCUUUUCCAUUAAAUCUCAUAGUUUCGAUUAA